CGCAUACUUGCCAUUCGAGAGCAUGUCACCGAGGAAGAAGACGGCAUGUGGAUUCAGGCGACGAGUGACGUGCCAGCUCCUCUUCAGAUUCGACUCAUACAGCAGAUGCUCAAGAAAGCCCGUCCAGGGACGGUCGUCCCAAGCGGAAGGAUGACGCACUUGAGGAUCCGAGAGGAGAAGAACAAAGACAAUCACGAGGUCGGGCCAUCGGCAAGAAGAGAGGGACCAGAAGUAGACACCCUUGAGCCGUUCAUGAGACCGUGUCCAUUUGUGCAAGACACCAGACACUCACUACUUCUCCCCAAAUCAGCACCACUACCCACAUGAACCGAAUACCAUGGAAUACGAGUCGGCGGGAAAGCACGCGUGUGGACCGAGUGGUGGAUUCCGGAAAUGCUUGAGGAGGAGGGGGUGCAAAGAGUUGUUUAGCGAGAACGCUGCCAGCGCGACGAAUGAAUGAGUGCAGAAAGGCGGAAAUUGAGGGACUAGGGAAUCAUUGGGUCAGGGACACCAAUGCCAGACGGACGUGUCAGUCGGGAAAAGCCGAACUGUUCCAUUCACCACCUGAUGUCUGCGAAAGGCAAUCAUUAGAUCCGUGCUGUCGCUCAUUCGGGU
Messenger RNA from Mycena citricolor, 615 nucleotides. The record is from the annotation of a GenBank genome assembly. Lineage: Eukaryota; Fungi; Basidiomycota; Agaricomycetes; Agaricales; Mycenaceae.